AUGAGCAUUUCUCCCUCUUCGGCAGCUGCAGCAAUAGUCAAAACGAGUAACAGUAUUCUACAAUGGCCACCAUUUCCAAGGUCUCAACGGGUCCUUCAUCCGUAUGUGACGCAGUACUCAGAUUCUGGAUUCGGUUCGGCCUUAUCAUCCGGGUCAUCUUGCUCCUACCUCCCACCACCACCUCCAUAUCGUAUGAGAAGCAAACAGCACAAGAUCCAUCGUAGCUCCAGCGAUUCGAAGUAUUCAAUCGGACAACAGUCGGCCAUUCCUGCUUAUGCGGCUGUUCAACGUGCAAAGCAUGGAACGAGAUGGAAUAGUCAGUGCAGUUUGGUGAGCUAUUAA
Molecule: messenger RNA, 342 nt
Organism: Strongylus vulgaris
Lineage: Eukaryota; Metazoa; Nematoda; Chromadorea; Rhabditida; Strongylidae
Source: the annotation of a GenBank genome assembly